Messenger RNA from Batrachochytrium dendrobatidis JAM81, 1158 nucleotides. RefSeq lists its product as uncharacterized. Lineage: Eukaryota; Fungi; Chytridiomycota; Chytridiomycetes; Rhizophydiales. Gene Ontology annotation, molecular function: acyltransferase activity, transferring groups other than amino-acyl groups. The record is from RefSeq and is a predicted model, not a curated record. The transcript has 6 exons. Bases 1 to 1158 code for a protein of 385 amino acids. Gene Ontology annotation, cellular component: mitochondrion.
AUGGUAUUGGCUUUUGGUGCGUUCAAUGGUAAACUUGCUAAAUUUUCUGCUAAUGAGCUUGGAGGACUGGUUUCAGCUGCCGUUGUCAAGGAACUACCAGCUAGACUCAAGAUAGACUCGGUGAUCUACGGCAACGUGCUGCAGACUUCAUCUGAUGCGGCGUAUCUUUCUCGCCAUGUUGGACAUCGAGCUGGUCUCCCUAUUGAAGCCUCUGCUUUAACCAUCAACCGUCUUUGUGGUUCUGGGUUUCAAGCCAUCAUCAAUGGUGCACAGGACAUUCUUCUUGGUGAAGCGGAAGUUGUUCUUGUUGGUGGUUCAGAAAACAUGUCACAAGCGCCUUUUGCUCUCCGUGAUGCGCGAUCUGCUCCGCGAUAUGGUGUAGAUCAGAAACUGGAAGACACUCUUGCUCAUGCACUCAUUGACUCGUACCCAACCAAAACACCCAUGGGUAUUACUGCCGAGAAUCUUGCGAAAAAAUUUGGAAUCAGCCGUGGACAAGCUGACGAGUAUGCACUUUUUAGUCAAACUCGUUGGGCAAAGGCUCAAGAAAGUGGUUGGUUUGCGGAUGAGAUUUUUCCAAUUGAAAUCAAAUCGCGAAAGGGUGUCGAGCUGUUUGAUGUUGAUGAGCACGCUCGUCCUCAAACUACGCUUGAAGGUCUUGGAAAACUUUCACCUGUAUUUAUCAAAGAGACUGGCAUUGUCACUGCUGGAAAUGCCUCUGGAAUAUCGGAUGGGGCAGCUAGUUUGGUUAUUGCCAGCGAAGCAAGUGUCAAGGAAUAUGGGCUUAAGCCACUUGCUAAAAUUCUCAGCUGGAAGUAUAUUGGAGUUGAGCCGAGCAUUAUGGGCAUUGGACCAGUACCAGCGAUCCGUGAAGCACUCAAGCGUGCAGGUCUUGCAUUGCAAGAUAUUCCUUUAAUUGAGAUUAAUGAAGCUUUUGCAGCACAAGUGCUGGCAGUAUGCAAGGACUUGAAACUUGAUCCAGCCAAGAUCAAUGUAAAUGGAGGAGCGAUUGCUCUUGGACACCCACUUGGAGCGAGUGGAGCUCGUAUCAUGACACAUUUAGCGCAUCGUAUGCAUCGCACACAAGCCAAGUAUGCUCUUGGAUCUGCUUGCAUUGGUGGAGGACAAGGUAUUGCGAUUGUUCUUGAAAAAGCAUAA